AUGGGCGAUGAUACUCGUGUGGCAUUUUUGAUCAAGCGACAUCCCCAGCGAAUUAAUGACACCGACAAAUACGGCUACACUGCUUUGCACUACGCAGCCCGUAAUAACCGCCUGAGGACAUGUCAAAUUUUGCUACAAUCCGGAGCGGGUCUUUUUGCCCGCACACGGUCCGACCGGGCCACAGCGACACACCGAGCAGCCUUUUGUGUUUGCCUCGGUGUACUUGAAGAACUGCUAAAACAUGGUGGUGAGAAGUUGGCCACGUUUACAGACAACGAGGGACUUUCUUGCCUACAUUCG
This is a messenger RNA of Opisthorchis viverrini, 300 nucleotides long. RefSeq lists its product as hypothetical. Lineage: Eukaryota; Metazoa; Platyhelminthes; Trematoda; Opisthorchiida; Opisthorchiidae. The transcript has 2 exons. Gene Ontology annotation, molecular function: protein binding. The record is from RefSeq and is a predicted model, not a curated record. The annotation marks the transcript as partial.